AUGACCAAACCCGUCGCCCUCGUCGUCGGCGCAUCACGCGGCAUCGGCCGCCAAGUAGCAAUUGACCUCGCCAAAAACAACUACACCGUCGUCGUCGCCGCAAAAUCAACAUCCGACCCCCAAGCCUCCCCCUUCCCACCGGACCCAAACUCCCCAGCCAGCACAUUAACCACCGUCGCCCGGGAAAUCACAUCCUCUGCCGGCGACGCCCUCGCCAUCCCCGUAGACGUCCGCCACGAAGACAGCAUCAACAACCUCAUCACCACCAUUAUAUCCAAAUACGGCCGUAUAGACCUCCUGGUCUACAACUCCGGCGCAAUAUACUGGUCCUCCGUGGCAAACACCCCCCUCAAACGCUUCCAGCUCAUGCAGCGCGUCAAUCCAGAGGGUCUAUACGCCGUCGUGCAGGCAUGUCUGCCGCACUUUUCGCCCGCUGCACGCAUCGUAGUCGUCAGUCCACCUAUAUAUAGCCGCUUUUUCCGCGGAAAGACAGCCUAUGCGAUGGGCAAGGUGGGCAUGAGUGUGCUGACCAAGGGACUGGGGAUGGAUUUUGUGCGUGAGGGAAAAGUUGGUUCUGGGAUGGCCAUUUCUAGUAUUUGGCCUGCAGUGGCCAUCGAGUCAGCGGCAACGCAGCACUUCUCAGGGGAAGAAGAGCGCGUAGACCUAAGAAAGGCCACUAUUUUUAGUGACGCCAUAUUGGGGAUCAUUAGGGCGCCAGCAGAAAAAGUCAACGGGGAGUUAUUCCUUGAUGAAGAUUUCCUAAGGGACUUUUGUGGCGUGACUGAUUUUUCGGGGUAUUCCGUCGUGGAAGGCGCGUCACCAAGGAGGAUUAUGCCAGCUGUAUUACCAGAUUUGAGAGUCGCAGAACAGGAUGAUGAAGGGAGGAGGAUAGAUCUUGCAAAGGCAAAGAUGUGA
This is a messenger RNA of Pochonia chlamydosporia 170, 915 nucleotides long. RefSeq names its product short chain dehydrogenase. The transcript is spliced from 4 exons. The record is from RefSeq and is a predicted model, not a curated record. NCBI's taxonomy places the organism in Eukaryota, Fungi, Ascomycota, Sordariomycetes, Hypocreales, Clavicipitaceae. Bases 1 to 915 code for a protein of 304 amino acids.